Messenger RNA from Rhipicephalus microplus (southern cattle tick), 7876 nucleotides. Its product is annotated as ATPase family AAA domain-containing protein 2-like. The record is from RefSeq and is a predicted model, not a curated record. Gene Ontology annotation, biological process: nucleosome disassembly; transcription initiation-coupled chromatin remodeling; nucleosome assembly. Gene Ontology annotation, molecular function: histone binding; ATP hydrolysis activity; ATP binding. Gene Ontology annotation, cellular component: nucleus. NCBI's taxonomy places the organism in Eukaryota, Metazoa, Arthropoda, Arachnida, Ixodida, Ixodidae.
GCCUGACACGCUCAGUGGGUGGACACGGACACCAGGACCACCUGCUGCCCAACGGUCGUGCACACACGUCAACGCGACGCCGCGUGCCUCCCCCGCCCCCCAACAACGUUGCUGUCUCAACGGAUGACGACAUGAAUGAGGACGAUGACAGCAUGGUGCGAAGGAGCACGCGCCGUCGCAAGUGCAUCUACGGCAACCUCAACCAGACAUGGAUAUUGACGUCGAGUCCUGCCAGACUUUGGCAAGCCACAUGCGGAUCAGUCAACAUCCCGUAGCAAGAAGGACCCGACCACGUUCCAUCAUUACCUCCGCUAGUUCUGCCAACCAUCACCACUGACAGCAUGCCUCCGGGUGGCAAUGACUCUGAAACCUUAGACGGCGACAACGAGGACAGCCUUGAGUCAAAACGAAGCAAUGAGAAGGGUGUGAAUGCUGAGCUCCGUCGUCUCGGCCUGUCUGAGAUGCAGCAUUUCUCGGCAGAGGACAUGUAUUCACGGGUGAAGCGGACACGCCAGCAGCACCAGGCGGCCGCAGCGGCGGAGGAGCAGCCAUUCUUCCGCACGCGGAGCUCUCGACGGGCCGCAGCAGAGGAGCGCCGGGGUCGCCGGCGGGAGGCUGCAGCGGCGGCGGGAGUGGCUGGCAGCGACUCCGAGCCACAGGGAGGCAGUUCUGGGGAAUCUGGGGACAGCGCCGAUGAUGACGAUGAAGAGGAGGUGCAGUUGCCCGUGAUGAAUGGUUACCACCUCCGUCCCAAGAAGCCCGUCACGGAACGCUUCCAAGUGCCUGUUGCGGAGACAAAGCGGUCCAAGCGGAUAGCCAGCAUCUUCCACACGCCAAAGCACGACCGGCGGAACCGGUCAUCCUACCAUUCUCCGGCCCACAGGAGCCCCAUGUACAGAAGAAAACGGCAUGCCACACACAACAGCUCCUCCACGAGCAGUUCGAGCGACGACGAGCGGCGCUUCGAACGGCGCAAGGCGCGCAGCAUGGUCCGCGCUCGGAACCGGUGUCUGCCGCUCAACUUCCAGGAGAAGGACCUCUUCGAGGGCGUGCUCCGCGACCGGGCCAAGAUCGGCUCCAGUCUGGCUGACGUCGACCCCAUGCACGUCGACAAGGACGUUGUCUUUGACCGCGUGGGUGGGCUGGACAGCCACAUCCAGCAGCUCAAGGAGAUGAUCCUCUUCCCACUCAUCUACCCCGAAGUCUUCGAGCGCUUCAAGAUCACACCACCCCGGGGUGUCCUCUUCUACGGUCCCCCUGGCACUGGCAAGACGCUGGUGGCGCGGGCGCUGGCCAACGAGUGCGGUCGUGGCGACUCACGAGUGGCGUUCUUCAUGCGCAAGGGCGCCGACUGCCUCAGCAAGUGGGUUGGCGAGUCCGAGAGGCAGCUGCGCAUGCUCUUCGACCAGGCUUACUCUAUGCGUCCGUCCAUCAUCUUCUUCGACGAAAUCGACGGCCUGGCACCCGUGCGGUCAACGCGGCAGGACCAGAUCCACAGCUCCAUCGUCUCCACACUUCUCGCCCUCAUGGACGGCCUCGACUCCCGUGGCGAGGUGGUCGUUAUUGGUGCCACCAACCGCAUCGACGCCAUCGACCCUGCUCUCCGGCGGCCGGGUCGUUUCGACCGGGAGUUUCACUUUUCAUUGCCCUGCCACAAGGCACGUCUCAGUAUACUCCAGAUCCACACACGAGACUGGCAUCCGGCGCCGAGCCAGGCAUUGCUUUCUGAGCUAGCCUCUCGCUGCACGGGCUACUGUGGGGCCGACCUCAAGGCUCUCUGCGCAGAGGCUGCCCUGGUGGCUCUGAGGCGCACCUUCCCCCAGAUCUACUCUACGAAAGAGAAGCUGCAGCUCAACAUUGACUCGGUCCAGAUCCUUCCCGAGGACUACGACCGGGCAAUGCGCAAGAUCGUGCCAGCCUCCCAACGGUGCGGUGCAUCACCAGCUCGUCCGCUGAGCACGACGGUGCGGCCCCUGCUGUGCCAGAUGGUGGAGAAGGCCCUCGUCUACCUGCAGAGUGCCUUUGGUGCCGGCCUGCAUAAGUCAUCAAUUGCGCAGCGGCUCACCGGCCAGGACGGCAACCAGAGUGACGACAGCAGUGUAUUCUCUGAUGAUGAAGCCAUGAAUGGAAUCUGUAAUUCUACAUUAGAUCUCACCAAGGAGGCUGCUGCAGACACCGAAAGCGUCAUUCCAAGCAUCCGGUCUCGAUUCGCUGCCACCCGCAGUGCCAGCCAUCGACCACGCCUCCUCAUCUGCGGGCAGCCGGGCCUAGGCCAGACGACUCAUGUGGCCCCCGCCGUCCUCCAUUUGUUGGAGCACCUGCCGCUGCACCGGCUAGAUCUGCCCUCGCUCCACUCUGUCACGGCUCGUGCACCGGAGGAAGCUUGUGCCCAGGUGCUCCAGGAAGCACAGCGUGUGCUGCCCGGUGUGCUGUACCUUCCACACUUGUGCCAGUGGUGGGACACGCUGGGCGAAGCAGUCCGGGCUACGUUCCUGACCCUCCUAGGAGACUUGGAGCCUCUGACGCCCGUGCUCUGGCUGGCCACAGCCGACGUGCCUUUUAGGGAGCUGCCUCCUCAGGUGCAGCAAUUGUUUGGACCAUCUGAGGUGCUGGAGCUGGUUCCCCCGACGGAAGUGGAGCGGCGCAAGUUUUUCGCGCCAGUGUUUGCCAAGGCUGCUAUGCCGCCGAGGCCCAGGCGAACGCCUCCCGAACAGAUGCCCUCCUUACCGGCAGCACCCCCGCCAGAGCCCCGAAAGCUCACGCCGACCGAGCUGGAACGCCUCCGACAGCAGGAGGAAGCAACGCUCCGGGAGUUGCGCCUGUUCUUGCGUGACAUCCUGACGAAGCUGAUGCGUGACCGGCGGUACACCAUGUUUGCCAAGCCCGUGGAUGCGUCGGAGGUGCCCGACUACCUGGAGGUGAUCCAGCAACCCAUGGACCUGGAGACCAUGAUGGUCAAGAUCGACUUACACAAGUACCAAACUGUGGCGCAGUUCCUGCAGGACAUUGAGCUCAUCUGCUCCAACGCGCUCGAAUACAAUCCUGACCGAAACCCCAUGGACAAGAACAUUCGACAUCGAGCCUGCGCCCUUCAGGACGCAGCCAAUGCGCUCGUCGACACCGAGCUCGACUGGGGCUUUGAGAAGAUCUGCCAGGACAUCGUCCAGGCUCGCAAGGAAAGAGGGGAGGAGUCAGUGCCUUACGUACCGAAGAACUACCACGUCGCUCCGCGACCAGCGCCAGUGGCCACAGACGCCCCAGUACCUGAUCUGCCGCACGUCCAGGCGUCGAACGAAGAGGGAGGCUCGAAGAGGUACAGCCGAAGGCUUCGGGGAUUGGUGGUUGCUAGCGACGAAGAGGACACAACAGAAAACGGUGCGACCGAGGUAACCGAGGACGCCGCGGAAGACAUGCCCGACACAUCAACACUGGACAGCCAGUCGUCGUCCAAGCCUUCGUCGUCCAGCAAGGGAGGGGAGGCGUCCGGCGGUGAACGGCGGGCAUACCCUGUGGUGCGCCGUCGCAAGUCACCCUGGUUUGGCAGCCACCGUCGCCAUGUGCUGCGGCAUGCCGCCUCCGCUGCUGCUGCUCUGCCUGGCCGCAGAAAGACGCCCGCUGUGAUCGAUAAAGUCACAUCUAGAAGUUUGGCGAAGCGGCGACGGUCGUCGUCGGAUGGAGCGGGAAAGAACAGCGAUUCAGCACUACCAGCCGCCAAGGUUGUGGCGAAGGACAGGUUGUCGUCGACAGAAACCCGGCAAGUAGCCGCUUCUGCACGGUUGAAGGAAGCUAGUCCCGGCACUGCAGGAGUCAAGCAGCAAAGCACAACAAGUGAAGGUGGCACAAGCGGAGGGAAGUCAAGCUGGGGAAGCAAUGGAGAAUGCCUCUUCUGUUGAAGUGUCCGCUGCAGCAGAACAGGUGUUGCAGUUGAACCGCGGAUGGCUGGAAGAGCUUGAGGACAGGACGGUGAACGAGACAGAAGGUGCGACCGUGGAGCAGCUCGAACGACUGUACUGCGCUUUGCUCAAUGUUGCUCGGCAUCACCGUCGCUCUUGGGACCGAAACGUCAUGCUCCUGGAAAUGGCCCAGCAACUGGACUCCUUCAAGAGCCUAUUAAGUCCUCAAACACGGACAUAGCAUUGGCUCAAGGGUUCUCACUGCCAGCCUGUAAUAUUUAAUGCCAACUGGCGCAAGAAAGAGGGGAGGGACUGCCGUAGCACCAGCCUGUCGUGGCAGAGCUACAGGCAGCCUACCACUACCACCGCAGCACUGCCAAAAGAACGGGUCCACGUGCGCCGAUCGUCAAGCAGACAAACGUGCAGCAAGAUGCGUGACUUCCGUUCCAGCCGUUCAAGACCACAUCGUUUCCCCUGAGCUGAUGCCUUUCUUAGCACACUGCUUCGCUGUCGAGAAUCAUCCAGCGUCUCUCUGGUACAAUGCGAAUGGACUGUAAUAAAUAAUUAGGCUGCUGCAGCUUUUCUUCUUUUUUUUUUCUGCUAUCGCUGUGGGUACGUGUGUGUAUGAUUGUGGCACUGGCAGCCUAUUUCUUCUGCUGUGCGUGCCAUGUGUGUUGUGACCGUGUGUAGGCGUUUUCAAUGUUCUUUCUUUUUUACCCUUAUGUUUGUGCUGUGACUUUAAGCAGGGCUUAACUCUCGACAACUUGAGGGAAGUUGAGAGUGGUCGAGUUCCUUUAUUGGGGACAGAUAAGUCGUGUGUACCGGGGUUCUGCUGUCUACGUUCUGACAUAGAUGAGGCAUAGGCUACUCUCUCAUUGCAGCCGUAAUGCCGGUGUGUCAAUCAUCUCUGCUGUGCUAUUGAUAUCUCAAACCAGUUUCUUUAUCGCAAAAAGCGCAUUUAAUCGUUAUGACAUCCUGUGUGGGAUUCAAGCUGGAGAGAACAAGGAUCAGGGUUAGGAGUAUUAUUUUUUGGUCCGUCACAGGCAUCAAAAAGUUGGCCAGCUUAGUAGCAAGUACGAGACGAGAAAAGCAGGCUUAGCAUUUAGGCCUAUCAUUAAGGCUUAGCAAAUGUAGGUCCUGCAUUUCUAUCUCGGAAGUGUUUCUCACUUUACAUCUGUGUCUUGUGUCCCAUGCAGAGUGCCACAUCGAAAUUUGUUGAAGUAUGCAUUGGUGUGACCUGGGUUAAUGGUGCUAUUGAUAACUUAUCUCUGUGUGAUCAUGUUGGCACUGUCAUGUGUUCCCUACACGAAACUUGACCAAUCGGCCAAAGAGGUUUGCUAUAAUGAUUGAUACUGUAAUCGAUGCCCUAAAGAGGAACCGCAGCCGCGAUUUGGGUCUUGACAACGGGGCGUUUUCAGUGCACACUGAACUGUUUGCAGGUCAUAGCAGGAGCAUGAUUAUCUCUCCUCAUGCAACAUGUUCUCGUCUGUUGAUGAAACAUGCUGUUUUGCUCAAUAUCAUAUCGUUUCUUGAUAUAGUACACACUACAUAGAUGCCUUUUAUCUGAAAUUAUCACUGUCUUGGUUGAAACUUUGGAAGGAGAUUCGCAACUGAACCAGCAUUGUCAUCAAAUGCUAGGGUUCACUCAACUCUGAGAAGUGGCUACUCGGGUGGGCCUGUUUGUUUUUUUGGCGUUCAAGAGAGUUCCGUGCACUGGUGUUGUACUUGAUGUCAGGGCUGUGGAAAUGGCCUGUUCCAAUGCAUGCAUCAUCUGUGAAGGUUUUUCAAUACUGUUUGACCAAACUUUUUCAGUGAGAGGUGGGGUCAACUUCAUAAAACUUGUUUGGUUCUGUGAUGUUCACAUUAUGUGGCAUGCAUACAUAGUGGAAAAUUUUACAUUAGUAGUAGAAGUGUUAUCCAGUCAGGAGCAGUCUGAAAGAAUAAAAAUACCAAAAAGCCCUUAUAACACUGUCUUAAGGUGCUUCUUUUCUCCUUAGUGAAGUAUUCACCCUUAAUGGUGUAAAUUUCUACAUUUUAGCUGGAAAGCCUACACCCUUAAUUGUGCAAGUUUCUUUGCACACUUGGCUAUAAAUUCUGCACUCUUAGUGCUGUAGAUUUGUUGUGAAUGGGAUAGUUAUGAAUUCUGCACCCUUAUUGGUGCAGAUUUCUCUAACACUCAUACUAUGAAUUUUGCAUCCUUAAUAAUUAUUUUCAAAUUUCUUGUAUACUCUUGAUUACAAAUCACACCCUUAGUGGUGUAAAUUUAUUGUGUACAUUUUGGCUAUGAAUUUUGCACCCUUAAUAAUUGAGUUCAAAUUUCUUGUAUACUCUCGGCAGACUCUGCUCUCGGUUACAAAUCACACCUUUCAUAGUGCAAAUUUGUCACGUAUACUUCAAGUGGGGAAUUCAGUCAAGCAAGAGGAAGUGUCGGGAAACAUAGUAUUGUCCUUCUAUUUGUGAUGAGUGUAUGCUUGUCAAAUCAAAAGCUUACUAGAAACGACCCAAAAGGUGUGAAAUCGGAGUCUCACCUACUGCAUUCAAGCAAGUUUGGUGCCUGACAUAUGGGGAACUGACAAAUUUUUGACAGGAGACGCACGAGCUGGACUUCAUGAAUGUUUUUACUGGGUGAUUAGCUCUACUCAACCACUGUGUUUCAUGUGACAGUUGUUUAGGUUAAUGACUCUGACGGAACCGUUUGUGUCUGUAAGGGGGUUAUGACAUGCAUUUAGAUAAUUAAAUGAAUUAACAGUAUGCAUGCUGUGAAAUACAUGUGAUGCUGUGCAUCAGCAAUAGUCUGGCUCGGCAGCAUUUACAGCGGCGCAAGCCAAGUUUACAGUGCACUUUUUGUCUCGGCAUGCAUGUUAUCUGUAUUAGUUUACAUUAUUGUUGUCCUGCACUUUCACAUUUAAAAGUGGCACACUCGCUUAGAUUUCUGUUACUGUUGGACGAGAAUAUUUUUUUCUGUAUGUAUGAUUAUUUAGUGUCCGAUACGAGUUGAAUGUAUUCCUCAUUUUGGUUGUCAGGCUGCAGGACAUCAAUUUGUAGGUCUGUUAGUGACUGUAAAAUGCCCGUGUGAAAUGUGGACUGUGUCGUGUGUUUUCAACUGCUUUAUUUUUUGCAACUUUCAACAUCUCUGGUUUGAAUUCCAUGGUUCAGUUGAUGCAACAUGUUUUGAAUAAUCUGUGUUCAGAGUGAAGCAAGUUAUUCGUUCUUCCACAUUGCUUUCUUUUUCUUGUUUUAAUUGAUUGCUCUUGGUCAGGCAUUUCGUGUCCACGCCAAAGAAAAAUAAAUGCAAGUUUUUAAUGUUGCUGUUCUGAAUAGCUACAGAUUUGCUGCUACAACAGCCACGUGUAGCAGGCUUUGUGAUAGGAUUGACAGUUUGUGUGAGAACAUUACUGUAACUUUUUUUUAAGGUGGUGUGGGAAAUCGCACAGUCUCAAGGCUGUCCACUGGGCUUUUCUGAUUUAAAGAUUUCUUUUUUGGGCUUUUCGCCCCCGAUGUUCGCCGGUGUGACAUUCACUUCUUUGAGAACACUUAGUUGUGUCGAGAGAAGGGAGGCAUUACCAUUACUAAGCAUUAUCACUGACUAGUGCAGUUCCGUUAAGGCUGAUUUAAAAACUCGCACCCAGAGACUGCCUUUCUUUCAUUGUGCGCAAAGCCUCCCAGUCCGUGUCUAAGGUGUUCGGCAAUUCUAAUGCAGCGCCAAAUGGUGUUGUACUGGUGCCCGACAGUAAACCACGUUCCGAGUACCUCACAAGAGCUGGGAUCGGAAGGGCCAAAAGGUUAUUCGCAUGUGCGGCGUUCUUUUUGUGACCGUUUCGAGGUUUAAACACUGCCACAAAGUUACUGAGCCAAUGUCAUUGAUAAUGUUCAAAUGCUGCUGGAACAGUGGUCAGGGAAAAAUGGUGCCGCCACUGCCAUUUCAUGGAGCCGUCUACCUCGUGUUGUGAAUGAAAAGGUAAAUAAAGAAAUUGAAUCUUGUA